This is a messenger RNA of Meriones unguiculatus (Mongolian gerbil), 956 nucleotides long. RefSeq names its product gamma-glutamylamine cyclotransferase (gene Ggact). Gene Ontology annotation, molecular function: gamma-glutamylaminecyclotransferase activity. The coding region runs from base 1 to 450 and encodes 149 amino acids. The record is from RefSeq and is a predicted model, not a curated record. Lineage: Eukaryota; Metazoa; Chordata; Mammalia; Rodentia; Muridae. The transcript has a single exon.
AUGGCCCACGUCUUCGUGUAUGGCACCCUGAAGCGAGGCCAGCCCAACCACAAAGUCAUGCUGGACCGUUCACAUGGCUCAGCAGUCUUCCGAGGCCGGGGCUGCACGGUCGAGUCCUUCCCCCUGGUGAUUGCGGGUGAGCACAACAUACCUUGGCUGCUGAACCUGCCGGGCAAGGGCCGCUGUGUGGCAGGUGAGAUCUACGAGGUGGAUGAGAAGAUGCUGUGCUUCCUGGACGACUUCGAAGGCUGCCCCAACAUGUACCAGCGCACGGCCCUGCAGGUGCGGGUGCUGGAGUGGGAGGGGGCCCGGGGCCCUGGGGACUGUGUUCAGUGCUUCGUGUACAGCACGGCCACCUAUGCGCCCGAGUGGCUGCAUCUGCCCUACCAUGGGUGCUACGAUUCUGAGGGCCCACACGGGCUGCGCUACAACCCCCGGGAAAGCAGGUGAGAGUCGAGUGCCCUGGAUGCCAACAGGACGAAGGGAGCCUAGCCUGGUGCACAAGCAGAGCUUUCCCAACUCAACAUCUGUCUAUAAAACAUGCUGACAAAGGUUUCUCUGCGACACAAAUUUUGCAAAUACUCUAAUCUGAUAUUACUUAAAGUUGCUUUCGUCAAGGAGCACGUGGGCUUGCAGGUGCUAGACGAGAAGCACUCUGGGCUAAGGUCCCUUAAGUGGCAGGUGCAGAGCCCCUGUACCCCUUACUGCUCCUUUGAUUUGGUCUGCUCUAACUUGAUGAUGGCAUCUUCUGAGACUGCAACACUGGGCUCGGAAGUUGAACAUGUUGAUUCGCACACACGGACAGAAAGAAGUGGCAGGGAAUUUUGGUUUGGGCUAGACAGAUCAGCAUAAAAACAUUUUCAAGAAAAGCAUGCUGUAGCUGCACUUUGUACUCCAUCCCCCCUCGGAGUUUCCAGAUCACAUGCACACUAUUAAAAUGGCCAUUAAAAUACAAA